Molecule: messenger RNA, 1082 nt
Organism: Dendrobium catenatum
Lineage: Eukaryota; Viridiplantae; Streptophyta; Magnoliopsida; Asparagales; Orchidaceae
Product: mucin-2-like
Exons: 1
Coding region: 197-811 (204 amino acids)
Source: RefSeq, a predicted model, not a curated record
UUCAGCCCACUGCUCUCUCUCUCUCACCUUUUUUUCAGUGCGGAAGUAAACCAACCAUGUGCUGAGAUCCACAGUCUUUAAACCCUUUAAAGCCAAACCACUUUCCUCCCCGGUACCCCUCUUCUAGAAUGAUAGCCUCCCGCUAGCAUCUCUCUCUCUUCUCCCUUCUCUCUUCUCUCUUCUCUCUCCUCUCUCCAUGGAUCAAUACUCCAGCAACACCAGCACCAUCCCGUCCUCCUCCUCUACAUCUCCUCAUCUACCUCUCUUCCUCGAAUCCCUCCCCUUCCUCUCCCCCUCCUCUCUCCUCCCCUUCGAUCCCUCCCACCCCCUUCUCCCUCCUCCCCCUGCCUCACCCGCCCCUACUCGCACCUCCAAGAAACGCUCCCGCGCCUCCCGCCGCGCCCCAACCACAGUCCUCACCACCGACACAUCCAACUUCCGCGCCAUGGUUCAAGAGUUCACCGGCAUCCCCUCUCCUCCUUUCUCCUCCACCUCCUCCUCCUCCUCCUCCUCCCUCCUCUCUCUCCCCACCCGCUCCCAUCACCACUUCUCCCCUCCUUUUCUCAUCCGCCCCUUUUCCCACAAGCACCAAACAACCACCACACCAGACACCCUUCCUAUUCCUCCCGUACUGUCCUCAACCUCAAACACCUUUCUUCAAUCUCUCAUCAACACACAGCCUGUCUUCGCCGCAAAGCCUCCUCAUCCUUCACCACCAGCCUUCGCCAUGGCUGGACGUGAGGAGCUCCAACAGUCUCACCAGGGAACUACUUUGUUUGAUUCCUGGAUUUGUUCUUCAGAUUACAAAUAGGAUCAGUGACAGAGAUCGCAUAUGAAGAUACAUAUUCGCGCGAUGGUAUAGAGGGGACGAUGAGGAAAAGUCGAUCGGUUUGUGGUACUGAUAGCUUUCAACUCUGUGCUUGAAAAAGAAGCGUGUAUCACUUUUCUCUUGCUCCCCUCUUUUUCUUAUCUAUGUAAAUAUAUGCUGGUUUCUUGUUUUAUCCAUGUUCUGCUCUGUGAAUUUAUGCGAAUAAUCGUAGAAAAGUUUAUGAGAAUUCCAUAUGCCUGCCCUUCCUGGUUUA